This is a messenger RNA of Musa acuminata subsp. malaccensis (wild Malaysian banana), 1500 nucleotides long. Its product is annotated as putative lipase ROG1. The record is from RefSeq and is a predicted model, not a curated record. NCBI's taxonomy places the organism in Eukaryota, Viridiplantae, Streptophyta, Magnoliopsida, Zingiberales, Musaceae.
UUCGAUCCUUGGACCUCGUCCUCUGCACUGUCCCCCAACGACUUUGCCUCUUGCGGACUCUGCUCGAUCCAUUCCCCCUUCUCCCUCUCCCUCUCUCUCUCUCUCUCUCUGUCUUAUUUUUAUCGGAGGGUUUUGAUUUGAUCGUGAUCGAUCUUGGUAUGGUCGCGUGAGAGAAGCGGAGCGAUGGGCGACGUCGGAGGCGGGACCGACGUCUGGAACUCAUCCGGCCCCGAUGCGGCGUCCGCGGAUCACUUGGUGGUGAUGGUCCACGGAAUCCUCGGGAGCACUGCUGACUGGAAGUUUGCGGCUGACCAGUUUGUUAAGAUGCUUCCAGAUAAAGUGAUAGUUCAUUGUAGUCAAAGAAACAUGUACAAACUAACAUUAGAUGGUGUUGAUGUUAUGGGUGAGAGACUAGCGGAAGAGGUAACUGAAGUAAUCAACAAAAGGCCAAAUCUUCGAAAGAUUUCGUUUAUUGCACACUCAGUUGGAGGAUUAGUAGCAAGAUAUGCAAUUGGAAGACUAUACAAAUCUCCUAAAUGGAAAUCUCUGGACAACCCUCGGUGUACUGUCUGUGAUGACAAUCAAACAGGCAGUAUCUGUGGUUUGCUAGCAAUGAAUUUCAUCACAGUAGCGACACCUCAUCUUGGUUCUAGGGGAAACAAACAGGUUCCAUUUCUUUUUGGUGUCACUGCUAUUGAAAAACUUGCUUCUUGUGUCAUACACUGGAUAUUUAGAAGAACCGGCAAGCAUCUUUUUCUAACCGAUGAUGACAAAGGAAUGCCUCCAUUGCUGCAACGGAUGGUGGAUGAUUGCGAUGAUCUUCAUUUUAUGUCUGCCCUGCAAGCAUUUAAACGCCGAGUGGCUUAUUCCAAUGUUGACUAUGAUCACAUCGUUGGAUGGAGGACAUCAUCAAUCAGACGUAAGUCUGAUCUGCCUGAGUGGGAAGAUUCUUUGAACGAGAGAUACCCACAUAUUGUAUACGAAGAAUACUCAGCAGGAAGCAGAAAUGAUAAGUGCGUUACUGAUUUGCUUACGAAUGGUGACUCUGAUAUGAUAGAAGAAAUGCUAGUAAUGGGCCUCACACGCUUAUCUUGGGAAAGAGUGGAUGUCAGCAUCCAGAGGUUCGGGGCACACAGUGUCAUUCAGGUUAAGGAUCCCUUCGAGCAUUCAGAAGGUGCAGAUGUUAUACAACAUAUGAUUGAUCACUUUCUCACUUGAGAGAGCUAAUGAUAUAUAGAGAUGGAACUGUGACUAUAUUGCCAGGAACUACUCAAAUCAUCAGGAAACUGUUAUAGAGUACAUGAGUACUCAAUGCCAUAGGGCAACACAAGAUGCAAAUCUAGUUAAGUCAGCAGCCUCACAGUCUACUUGAAUUAGAUCCUCAGAUUCUCAAAUAUUUUUUUUUACUUUCAUCAGUGGCAAAUGUAUUAUAUUGCAUGAAAACAUAAGUUGCAACAUCAUAUAAUAGUAAUUUUAUCUACCCUUAUUUUUCUUUUUCUA